CCCCGUGGUCAAUCACAUACCAAACCAGACACUUCUCUUGAACACCACACUGGAUAUAGUGUGCCCGUACACUGAUGGAAAUCCGCCGAAGACGUCGUUAUUGUGGCAGCGCGAAAAUGUGUCACUAGAAAGCAUGAAUCGUGAACAUCUUAUCAUAAAACAUAUCACUAAGUCAGACGAAGGAUGGUAUAAAAGCAGCGUUUUCAACACGAUGGAAAUAACAGGCUGUGAUGUAAAAGAGGGCGUCUCCGACAGUAGUUACUACCUCGACGUACAGUAUGCAGCCAAGUUGAAACAAUUUCUGGUAAACGGCUUCGAUACUUUCAACACAAUAAGUGUUAACGAAAGCGAUCGCAUCGAGUUUAUAUGUUAAUUUGACAGUGACCUAGUAGCAAACGUUUCUAUUUUAAAUGGUACCCGUGUUCUACAAACAAAACAAUCCGACAUACUUUCGGCUACCAUUACCGCGGCUCGUUGUGAAUAUGACUCAAACGUGUAUAAGUGCAUUGGCCGAAAUAAACAUUCUACAGAUUCACAGGAACAAACAAUUCAAUUAGUUAUCCACUGUUCCCCAAGACAGUCGCCGUUUUCACCUCCUGUCACAAAUGUUUCCUCGGUUCUACACGGAGCAACGAUAUUAACGUUUACAAUCAUCGCGUAUCCUCUACCGGAAGGAUCUGCCUAUACUUGGUACAAGCUUAAUGGAUACACGUGGGAGAACAUUUCUCGCAAACGAUCUACAAGCAUAACUGUUUCUCCAGAUGGGUUACAGACUAAUAUGUCGAUAUUAAGAGUACAAGCCUCCGAUUUCGGGAGAUACAGAGUUACUGUAUAUAAUGAAUUAGGCGAAAUCGAUGAGGAAUUCACCAUUCACGCACCAGAUGAAAAUGAAGAAGAACACAAGUCGAUCGAUGUAGUGGUUGCCUCUACGAUCAGCAUUGGCGUUGUUUCUGUUGUUGCAGCUGUAGUUGUCGUCGUUUUAAUUAAACGAAAUCAGCUUGAUGCGUCCACUAAAAUUCACAAGUGUCUUUGGUGGCUCAGGUGUAGAGAAUCAAGUUCACGAUGUUCAUAUUUCGAAAAUAUCGAUAGCCAUUGCGAUCGAGAAGUAAACUAUGAAUAUCUGAUCGAAUAUAAGAGACGUUAUGAAGCCACAAAUGCAAGUUAUGAAAAAUGCGCAAUUGAGUCUGCGCCAGAAAAUAAAUAUGAGGCUCUUACAGAAACAGCUGUGCACGAGUGUUCGAGUCUUUCAAUAGAUAGCAUGCAAUUUUGUAACAAAGUCGAUACUAACUCAGAUGGUGACUCGUAA
Messenger RNA from Dreissena polymorpha, 1306 nucleotides. RefSeq lists its product as uncharacterized. Bases 779 to 1306 code for a protein of 175 amino acids. The transcript is spliced from 9 exons. The record is from RefSeq and is a predicted model, not a curated record. Lineage: Eukaryota; Metazoa; Mollusca; Bivalvia; Myida; Dreissenidae.